Molecule: messenger RNA, 2923 nt
Organism: Sitodiplosis mosellana (orange wheat blossom midge)
Lineage: Eukaryota; Metazoa; Arthropoda; Insecta; Diptera; Cecidomyiidae
Exons: 3
Coding region: 452-1519 (355 amino acids)
Source: RefSeq, a predicted model, not a curated record
UGCGAUAUUCAUGAAAAAAUUGUGUUUGCCAAAAAAAAAUAAUUGAAGUAUUUAAAUUUAUAUUCCUUAUAAAUACGCAACAACUGAGACGAUUUAAAUCGUCCGCGUCGAUUUGCUGGCUACAUGUCUGUUGCAUAAAUAUAUUUUGCUCGCUCUGUUGCUCGACCCUCAUUCAGACACACACACACUCUUUCUCUCUUUCGCACAUCGUUUCGCGUCAAAUGUCAACUCAACGUUAAAGCGACACUCACACAGUGAAGAAAUGUCAAACAAUCUGUUUGAAAUAGAAUCACGCAUCCAACAACAAACCAAUAUUACUGUGUUUUUGUUUGUGCAAUUGUUGUUUACAAUUGCGGUAAUUAGUGUAAAAAUCUACUUGAUAUCACAAAUAAAUAGUUCAUUACUUUAGUUACAGUUUUCAUUGAGUUUUGUUCUGUGUUUUCCUGUCAAAAUGUCACAAAAUCGUUUCGUGUUGAAAGCAACAGAUCAGAACAAUCUGGAAAAAAUUUCAAAAUCAACUGAAAACUUGAAAAACAAUAUUAUAUUAAUGUCAUUGACGAAUGCACAAACUGAUAAAGUAUUAAAAUUGGCACAAGAUGUAUUUGAUACUUAUAGUGAAGCUAUCGAAAAUGUUAUCCCAUCGACCGAAAAGAAUGUCCGCCAAAAUAUAAAUACAUUGCAUUGCCGUGUGAAAGAAAUACUCGCUGCACAUGAUUCAGCGUAUAAGCGAAAGAAAAAAAUCGGCGAAAAGAGAGAAAGACUGUGUGUGUGUCUGAAUGAGGGUCGAGGAACAGAGCGAGCAAAAUAUAUUUAUGCAACAGACAUGUCGCCAGCAAAUCGACGCGGACGAUUUAAAUCGUCUCAGUUGUUGCGUAUUUAUAAGGAAUAUAAAUUUAAAUACUUCAAUUAUUUUUUUUUGGCAAACACAAUUUUUUCAUGGAUAUCGCAAUAUUUGGAUAGAUUUUCAAAUAAAAAUAGUAAAGUAAAUUAUCUAUACACUUAUUUUUGUGUGUGCAUGCAAAUAUGGUCAAUAAAAUGUGCGUAUUUGCAACUGUCAUUCCUACUCGCCACGAACGAGACGAAGCAACAGAAGAAAACAACAACAAUAACACUACGGAACGCAGUGCAAAUGCCUGUGAAUAUUUGUCAAUACGUGUCAAUGAAUGACACAUACUAUGCUGAAACUGCCGGAUAUUACAAUUAUCUCACAACCGAACGAAACCUGGAAUUGCUCGCGUUUUUAACGGAUAUAUUACGAAUUUUCCAGCGAUGCCAUAAAAAACUCCAAAGCAAUGAUUUAACGAUUGCUAGUUUAGUGCGUCCCUUGAAUUUGCUGCGAAAUGCACUCGAAGAUUUGAAACAAAACCCAUUGUUAGGCGGCUGGAAAAAAGCAUUAAACGAAGAAAUUGUUGUGGGAGAGGAUGAAAAGGUAUUCCUCAAAGAGGUUGAGCUUGCUCAAAAAGAAACAAUUUGGAAUUAUCAUCAAUUCUUUUGCGAUACCAAGAGCUUGUGCAAUUAAAACCGAAAAUAAAUUGUUAUAUAUUUAUUACAAUAUGCCAACGCUUGAACAGUGGAACCCGCGGCGAACAACAGUUUACUUUCUGAAUGGAAAAGCAAGUCGAGCACGAAGUGAAACCGAAAAGACAAAGGAAGCACUGUAUUAUAGAGGAAUAUUCGAUGUGCCCGAUGUGAUUGUUGACAACGAUAAAAAAAUUCGGUAGCUCUAAAAAAUUCCUAUUUUAAUCACAGACAUGUAGACACGUAUAUACUGCACAGCCGCUUGGUGAACGCAUCAUAUAUAUCUGAUUUUUCUACUCAAGCUGAUUGGAAUAUUUGGUACGUGUAAAAAUCUGUUGUUUAACGAACAACAUAUAUUGUAUAUAUACAAAGUUUAUUCAUAUACUGAUAUUUUCCACCAAGAUUCUGCAAAUAUUCUUCGAACUAUUAAAUAUAUAUGAAAAUAUUCAGAUAGGAUGAUAUCUUUUGUAUAAACGAAUUUACUCCAGUAUUUGAUAACAACAAUAUUUUUGAAUUUUCUCUCUCGCUAGAUGGCACUUCAAAUUGAAAAUAGGCACAAUAUCAAGCCUAUUUUCAAUUUGAAGUAGAUAUUUUUAUUGCAUCAUUGUGCGCAUGUGUGAGUGUUCGGGUGUGUGUGUGUAUUGAGAAGUAGCCAUGUCUCAUUAAAAACAGACCUCAUAGUAUAUCCUUAUGAAUUGUAUUUUUGUAUUGAUUAUAGUGAAUUAAAUAUGAAAUAUAUCAAAUUGAAAUUGUGCAGAAUAGUUAACAAUAGUAACAUAGUUCACAAUUCAGUGGUUGAAUUCUGUGAACUGAAUUAUUCAGUUUGUAUUUAAAAGCAGAAAAUAUGGACCCACCCGCACAUGAUUCACCGAAACAUAUUCUGAACGUCCUGAUCGAUGACUGUGUAGACGAAAUCUUUCGCCGCAUAUUUUGUUUAGAAGAUUUUCUCAACAUGUCGGAAGUUUGUCAACGAUUUCAAAAAAGCGCAAAAAACUGUUUUCGAAUGCAGUUCAAAUUGGUGUAUCUGUUUAAAAGGUAUCGACAAGAGGCUAUAUGUGUACCUUCAACACGGGCAAUUGCACUUCUGAAUACGUUUGGACCAUCAAUUCAAGGACUGCAAUUCCAAACUACAUCAGAUGAAGAACACAAUGAUGAAAUAUUCGAAUCAAUCGUAAAAUUCACCAGCAAAACACUAAAAGAAUUACAUAUUGACUGCUACACCAUGUGUCACACCAUAGAUUUCGAACAAAUGCCAUUUCCUGCUUUAGAAAUUUUGCAUUUAGGUUCAGUUUUACCGAAAAACAUCGAACAGAUCGUCUCACACUUAAAAGGAUUAAGCAUAUCACAUAUAGAACCAAGUUGUUUCAUACGAGAAUUUCCGCGAUUGGAGAUGUUUAGGAUCGUA